UUCCCUCCGCCGGCCCAGCCGCCCCUCUCGCCCGCCCCUCCGCCUCCCUUCCCCCCCCCCCAGUGGAGCUGCACAUGCGGCUGCUCCCUGCUGCGUCCCGCCCAGCCUCGGUCGCGCAGGAACGGGUCCCUGCAGCCCCCGGCCGAUGGCAGGACAGUAGCCGCCUGUCAGGGGUCGUGAAGGGCUGAGGCCGACGCGGCGGCUCUCAGGCCUCAGAGUGGGUGUCUCCGGAGGCCAUGGGCUACCCGGAGGUGGAGCACCGGGAACCCCUGGCCGCGGCAGCGCGGCGGGAGCGGGGGAGCCAGGGCUGCGGCUGUCGCGGGGCCCCUGCCCGGGCUGGCGAAGGGAACAGCUGCCGGCUCUUCCUGGGUUUCUUUGGCCUCUCGCUGGCCCUCCACCUGCUGACGUUGUGCUGCUACCUAGAGUUGCGCUCCGAGUUGCGGCGGGAACGCGGGGCUGAGUCCCGCCAGAGCGGCCUCGGCACCCCGGGCACCUCUGCCACCCUGAGCAGCCCUGGUGGCCUCGACGCCGACCGUCCCCUCACCCGCCACUUCGGGCGGCCGUCACCUCAGUCGCCGCCACUGGAAGCGGGAGAAAUCGCACUCCCCCGAGACUCCCAGGACGGGCACCAGAUGGCCCUUCUGAAUUUCUUCUUCCCUGAAGAGAAGUCAUACUCCGAAGAGGAAAGUAGGCAUGUCCGCCGCAAUAAAAGAAGCAAAAGCAGUGAAGGAACAGAUGGUCCAGUUAAAAACAAGAAAAAGGGAAAGAAAGCAGGACCUCCUGGGCCCAAUGGUCCCCCAGGACCUCCAGGACCUCCAGGACCCCAAGGGCCCCCAGGGAUUCCUGGGAUUCCUGGAAUUCCAGGAACAACUGUUAUGGGACCACCUGGUCCUCCAGGACCUCCGGGUCCUCAAGGACCUCCUGGCCUCCAGGGACCUUCUGGUGCUGCUGAUAAAGCUGGAACACGAGAAAACCAGCCAGCUGUGGUGCAUCUACAGGGCCAAGGGUCAGCGAUUCAAGUCAAGAAUGAUCUUUCAGGUGGAGUGCUCAAUGACUGGUCUCGCAUCACCAUGAAUCCCAAGGUGUUUAAGCUACAUCCCCGAAGCGGGGAGCUGGAGGUACUGGUGGACGGCACCUACUUCAUCUAUAGUCAGGUAGAAGUAUACUACAUCAACUUCACUGACUUUGCCAGCUAUGAGGUGGUCGUGGAUGAGAAGCCCUUCCUACAGUGUACCCGCAGUAUCGAGACAGGCAAAACCAACUAUAACACUUGUUACACCGCGGGUGUCUGCCUUCUGAAAGCCCGGCAGAAGAUCGCUGUGAAGAUGGUGCACGCCGACAUCUCCAUCAACAUGAGCAAACACACCACCUUCUUUGGGGCCAUCAGGCUGGGCGAGGCCCCUGCCUCCUAGAUUCCCCCCAUUUUGCCCCUGCCCAUGCCCCUGCCCCAGGUUUGGGAGCCAGGACUCCCAGAGCCUCUCAGUACAUCCUCAGAGAGAAGCUUCCCAGUGCUAUUUAUUCCCCAGUGACUCUGGGAUGACAAGGCCUGUUUGACUUUCCAGAAUGACCUUGAGUUAACAGGACAUUUGAUGGAGCCCCAGGGUUCACAUGAAGCAGAACCUUCCUCCUUAGCUCCAUGUUGACUGGCUGCUGUGUGACUCUUAGACCCCAGGGUCACUGUAGUCAGACUUGUCAUUUGUUGCACUAAAAUGAGGGUCCAGGGCAGCAGGCAAGAGAAAGCCAAGGCGUCCUUCAGAUUCUGGGGGCAAACAUCUGACCCAAGAGGGAUGCUGCUCCUCUCCUGGGUGAUAGGGAGAGAGGGGGCAGGGAUGUGGCAGCCUAAGGAGAGGGUGAGGGUGGGGAGAGUCAGGUGCUGAUGACAGAAACCCAGGACAAACCUUUCGAGCCCAUAGAGCCCAUGUCCUUGGCAGUGGAAGCAUCCUCGUUGCCCUGUACUGCCACCUACUAGCAGGUUCAUGCAGGUCAGAAGGCCCAUCCGCUCAGGCUGAGACCUAGAUGGCAGCACCUUACCUGGCUUCAGACAGGUUGCUCUUCCCUGGGACCCCUGCGGGGAGGAACCACAGACCUGCUUGCUGCAGAACCUGAAGCCAUAGUUUGAACCAAAAGUCUUUCACUUUGUUUACAGCUGUGCUCCACACUCAGAAAAUUCCCUGGGUCACCUCCCCAUCGUCACCCCUCCACCCUGACGACCUCCUGUCUUCUCUCUCCACAGAGCCUACCUCUGUCUGAGACAGGUGCCUAACCCAGAACCUGGACUUACGUGAGUCUGGGAUACUCUUUAGAUUGCCUGGGCAUGAAGAGAAUUUUCCAUUUAUGGAACCACACAAAUAUUCUGGUGGAGUUGCAUCUGCGGGCAAAGGGUUCAACCAGAUGCACCUCCAGAAUCCCCUUCCUGUUCGAAUGUUAGACAGCUGCCAUGACUGCCUGCUAACAUCCCCAAACCCUAGCACAUGCCUGGGCAUCAGCACGGUGGAGCUUUGCUGCCUGACCCAGAAAGGGUGAGAGGUGCAGAAAGGGCAGAUGGGAUUUCUUAUCGUUUGUUUUUCAAAUUUACUGCAGUCCGAGUGUUCACGAGCCCAGUCCUUAUCCAAAAGGACGGCAGCGACACCCUGCUGACCCACCUUUUCUUCAGAAAGCCACAGUAAAUUCCACUACAGGUUCAGGGUUCAGGAGAUGCUGGCAUCUAAGGAGAGGUCUCUGCCCUCUAGUCAGUUCCAAGGACACCUUGCCCCUAUCCUAAACUUCCCACUGGGUCAGUGGUGGGACCUUUCAAGGGCCUAAUAACUGUCCAGGCCCCACUUGGCUUCUGGGCAUGAGGUCUAACCCAAGACUAUGAGGGACAGUCUGGCUGCUUUUGCUUCUGAAAGGAGUUUCCUUUUGAAGAGAUGGGGAGUAAGUUCUUUCAGGCAGCUGAAAUCCACCAAAAAGAGCAGGUGCUCAUUUCUCAGCUGUGACUUCCCUUCCUGAGUGGCUACCCUGCUUAGCCCUCCAAGGUCAGGCCAAGCGUCAGGGGGUGACCCCACAACUGUCUGAUCACAAAUGAUGGUCUUGUAACCCCUUGUGAGAGAAACUAGGCAUGAGUGAGGCCACAAUUCCUAUAAAGUACCUUAGAAAGUCCUCGGUUACAACAGGAACUGAGGGGACCUCUCCUGAAGGUUUGGAAAGUACUUUCUUUCUAAUUAUCUCCUUUUAUAAUAUUGCAAAUCCCACUGUUUAGAUGAGGCUCAGAGUUACUAAGUGCUUUGACCAAGAUCUCACCCCACUGAAAUCAUGGUCAGGGCUUCUGCCAGGUCUGACUCCAAAGCUAUUCUGUCAUGCUGUAGAAUUGGGUUGAAUCGGGGGUCCAGAGAGAGCCAUUUAAGGUAGUAAUAAGGGCCCACAAUCCACGAGGGUCCUAAGGAGAAAUCCAAAGAUGCUCAUUUUCGUUCCUUGUUGGCUGCAUGUGUUCUUUCGGCUGCAGGGGGCUCUGCGGCCAAAAGGGUAGGCUGGUUUUUGUGAAACAGCCAUCAGCCUUAGAGCUCUUGUGUUCAAAGGAAUCCUCUUGGUACUACAUCCAAGCAGCAGACCUCCAGUGUCCACAGAAUCCAGAGCCUUUUUGUUCUCUCACCCACCUUGUUAACAAGCUAGUCCUCACCUUAGCCCCCACACCAGAGGAGCUGGCUGCUUCCCACAGCUACCGAGUGACUCCUCAUCUCUUCCUACCAUUCCACAGGGAGCGCUCUGCCAAGAUCUCUCAGGGAUGGAGGAAGACCCAAAAGAGGCCUGAUUCUAAAGCCAAAAGGGUAUAAGGCGGGGGUAGGAAACGGCUUCCUAAAUGUGCCCCUACAGGACAUCCGGACAUCUGUCCUGUUCUGUAGAUGUGGAGGGGAUUACAGAGAAACAGGAUUCUCGUGGGACCCUUUAUUUAUCAUGCACCCUCAGGAAGAAUCCUCCAGGGAUGUGGGAGGUGAGGGAAGCAACAGGUAGCGGGGGUCCCUGCCACAGCAGUUACUGGCAAGGUGGUGAAGCAAUUUACUUCUCAAAGAAUGUGGAAAUAGAUUUGCAGCAUGGACUGGUGCCAAUGUAAGCUCAUCAGUGGGCUGACACUAGCAUGGAGAAGGGGAUGGGGACAUUUGCAAGCAAGCAGGCAACAGGUUUGAAGAAUUGCCUGGCAGAGGCCUUUGCCACUAGGGCUUCAGCUGACAAAGCUGAUCCAAAAGGCAGCUGUUGGGGCAUGCUCAGCUACAGGUGCCUUGGGAAAACGUAGUCUUUCUCUUAUUUACCCCUUCAACCUCCCGGAGCCAAAUUUCUUUUGCUGAGCAGGAAAGUGGUUGGAAUCUGGAGGUGAACAAUGACUGGCCCACGCGUGAGCCCAUAUGAAUAUGUAACUUCUGGUGGAUGGAAGCGAUGCAGGGAAAUGGAGAGCUAGAAAGGCAGCAGCAGGAAUCAGCCUCCAUCCUGCCCCAGGCUACUCAUGUGGAAACAGAGGCCCAGAGGGGGAGCGUGACCUGCCCAGGGUGGUGAACAAGCCCCAACCUCCAGAUUCCAAGAGAUGAGGGGGCAGGGUAGACCCAGUCCCACAAGACCCCUUCUUCCUUCCACCCACAGACUCUAGGCUGGAAGUGUUUGGCCCCUCUCAGGAGCCUGGUGGGGCAGGGAGAAAGUAGCUGCAGCCUUCCUCUGAACCCUUCCUCCCCCCAAGUAUUCGCCCAACUCCUGCCUUGACUGGCCCCUUACCAAGGAUGUCCUGAGGCCACCCUCAUGCUGAUGGGCCCCAACCCUGCCUGGAGGCUUCCCUAGGCCAUGGGAGCACAAAGAAAAUUGAUUUUUCCUUUAAUCCAUUUCAGGGCUCUCUCUCUAAGAGGAGUUGGGGUGUGUCAGUCCUUUAUUCCAAAAGCUUCUGGCUGGGAUGGGGGGUGAACUUUGUUGUGAGAAUGGCCUGGAGCAGGCCCAGUGCUGCUUUGGGGGUCAGCAUCCAGUGUGAGAUACUGUGUAUAUAAACUAUACAUAAUGUAUAUAAACUGGGAUGUAAGUUUGUAUAAAUUAACGGUUUAUUCUUUGCAAAUAAAGCUUUCCCUCCACCCCCUAUUCUGGAACUUGGUUGGAGCACUUCCUACAUGCUAGGUGUUUUUUUGCCGGCAAUGUCACAUGUGUGCCAGGGAAAGGAGCAAGGCACCAUG
Messenger RNA from Talpa occidentalis (Iberian mole), 5180 nucleotides. RefSeq names its product ectodysplasin A (gene EDA). Lineage: Eukaryota; Metazoa; Chordata; Mammalia; Eulipotyphla; Talpidae. The record is from RefSeq and is a predicted model, not a curated record. Gene Ontology annotation, cellular component: membrane. Gene Ontology annotation, molecular function: tumor necrosis factor receptor binding; death receptor agonist activity; death receptor binding. The transcript is spliced from 8 exons. Gene Ontology annotation, biological process: animal organ development; immune response. The coding region runs from base 237 to 1412 and encodes 391 amino acids.